Messenger RNA from Staurois parvus, 290 nucleotides. The record is from the annotation of a GenBank genome assembly. NCBI's taxonomy places the organism in Eukaryota, Metazoa, Chordata, Amphibia, Anura, Ranidae.
AAUAUCAAAAAAGCUCAAAUUUUAUUAUAAAUUUAGGUCAAAAUGUAUUCUGCUACAUGUUUUUGAUUUAAAAAAUCCCAAGAAGUAUGUUGAUUGCUUUGUGUGAAAGUUAUACAGUAGCAUCUACAAACUAUGGUAUAGAUAAUGGCAUUUACACAUCCAGGGGCGGACUGACCAUUUGGAAACUCGGGCAUUGCCUGAGGGCCCGGGAUGCCCCUGGUACCUUUUUCAUAGGCUUUUUUGAGUUUGGGCAAGGACACAGGAGCCCCAUGAUCCCCUAUUGCCCGGGG